This is a messenger RNA of Paramecium sonneborni, 1533 nucleotides long. The record is from the annotation of a GenBank genome assembly. NCBI's taxonomy places the organism in Eukaryota, Ciliophora, Oligohymenophorea, Peniculida, Parameciidae.
AUGAGCAUUCGGCAAAGUCUAAUUUAACAAUUCAUGCAUACUUUACAAAGUUAGAGUCCAUAAUAGACUAUAACCUUAUUGGCUCUAAUAGGAAUUGAAAGUGUACUUUAAGAGAAUGACAAUAAAUUAGUCAAAGAACAAAUCACUCUGAUAAGAAGAUAAAUUGAAAAUAUUUAGACUAAAGAAGAAGAACACACUCUAAGAGGUGUAAAAUAAAAGGAAAGAGCACUAACUCCAAAGAUUACAGAAUCUUAAGCACCAACUCCAUUAAGCCACUAAAGAAAUACUGUGUCUAGACAUCAUUUAGAUGAUCAAGCAAUGAGAUUGGCACUAAGUUAAUAAUAUGAGGAAACGUAGUCAUUCAGAUCUCCAAAAUCAGAAAUCUCUAAUAUAAAAACACCCAAACAAUCUAUUCAAUAUUUUAUAGAUAUGAAGAGUUAGAAGCCAAAAAAAGGUCCAGAAAACAAAUUAAAGGAAUUAUAAAAUAAUUUAACAAGAGAAUUGAUAGCUGAUUAUUAAUGUGUGUUGGAAGAAAUUAAGUAAAAUCCAACAAAAUAUACUGAUACUCCAGAGACAAGUCUUUAAGAAUAAUAAAUAAAAGAUUAUAUAAUUAUGCAAUAAUCAAUUCAAUAAUAGUAGCAAAAAUUAGAAAUCGAAAAAUAACAACAAUAAUUAAAAUAAUAAUAAUAAGAGUAUAAUUAAUCUUAAAAGGAUCUUCUAAAUUUGAGAAGGAGAACUGAAACCUAGCCAGAUUAGAAAUUAGAAAAAUCAUGGCAAGUUUAAGAGAAAAAAAAUAAUUAGGGUUUGAUGAAUUAUAAAUCAGAACCAAAUUAAAUAUAAACUUAAAUAGCAACUAAAAAAGUUUAAUCUACACCAUAAUAAAAAGAUAGAAAGUCUCCAAAUAUAUAUGAAUACUAAUAAUAAUAAUAAUAAUAAUAAUACUAAUAAUAAUAGUAACAACAACAACAAUAAUAACAACAAUAAUAACAACAAUAAUAAUAACAAUAAUAACAAUAAUAAUAGCAAUAAUAAUAGUAAUAAUAGUAAUAACAAUAAUAAUAAUAAUAACAAUAAUAAAGUUUGUAAACAGAAAAUACAUUUUCAUUUUUUUAGAGAUAAAAGACAUAAGGAAAUCAAAUUAAAACUCAAUAAUCAAUAAACUACGAUAAGCACAGUGGUGGUUUAAAGUAGAUGGCAGAUAAAUUAAUAAAUUCUCCUAUAAUAUAAUAGGUUUCAUUGAAAUCAGCUGAACAUGUUUCAUCUGCAGGGAAAGAAGUUUAAGUUUCAUAGUUUGAGGAAUAAGGUAUAUAUAAAUUAGAAGUAAAAAUAGAUUCAAUAAGUUCAAAUUCUAGUGCAUUUUCUCUAUUUCAACCAAACGAGGAAUUGAAAUCAUUUUUUAGGAAAGAAUUGAUAAAGGAAGAGAAUGAUGAAAGUAAGUGCGUAUUAUAUAAAAAUAGAUCAUGAUCCAAAUUGCGUGAAGUAUUCUAAUAUAUUUUUGAAAGGGAGAAUGGGAGGAUCAAAAGUGUUUUGAAU